AUGACUCUAAGCUUUGCCUCUUCAGCUCUCUUGGAGAGCUUGGCUCUUACUGAGUGCACGCGGAUUCACAGCCUGCCGGAGGACAUCGGAUGCUUGCAUGCCCUGAAGUCUCUUGUGCUGCACAAGCUGUCUCUCGUGGCCCUCCCGGACUCCCUCUGCCAUCUGCCUUCCCUCGAGACGUUCGUUCUCGUCGAAUGCACCACCAGCCCUCAUGUUCAGCAGCUGCCUAAAGCUUUCUGCUGCCUCACGUCGCUCCAGUCCCUCGCCAUCGUGAGGAUGCCUUGGACUAAACCUCCUAUGUCUCUCCCGUACUCCCUCGAGGUCUUAGCUCUUGGAAACAGCUACCACGUGGCUGAUCUGCCAGACGUCUCCCUUCUGCCUUGGCUGAGAAAGCUCAGCCUAACUCUGGUUGGUGCGGAGGAGAGAAUGGCUGUUAGCAGCAGCUUUGCGCGCGUGAAGCAGUUGGAGUUAGCACUGCAGGAGGAGGCUGUGGAGCUGCCCUUCUCCCUUGCGCUGCUCCCCCAGCUGCACACGCUGGUCAUUUGGUAUGCGAGGAAGAUGCAGCAGCUUCCAAGCGACAUGGGAUGGGCUGUGCCGCAGCUGAGGGUUCUGCAGAUCCACUGUGCGCGGGAAUGGAGGGAGCUGCCAGAGAGUAUUGGCGCUGCUUCCCGCCUGCGCCAGUUGCACCUCUUUGACUGCCCCGCCCUGCACCACCUGCCUGCUUCCCUCACCCGGCUCUCAUGUCUCCACGAGCUGCAUGUGGAAAGCACCGGCCUGCGCUGCCUUCCUUCAGGCUGGCCCCACCUGCUCCGGUUUCCCAUACUUCCCCCUCACCACAUGCACUCUUGA
This is a messenger RNA of Closterium sp. Naga37s-1, 849 nucleotides long. The record is from the annotation of a GenBank genome assembly. Lineage: Eukaryota; Viridiplantae; Streptophyta; Zygnematophyceae; Desmidiales; Closteriaceae.